Molecule: messenger RNA, 1445 nt
Organism: Lycium ferocissimum
Lineage: Eukaryota; Viridiplantae; Streptophyta; Magnoliopsida; Solanales; Solanaceae
Exons: 1
Coding region: 123-1070 (315 amino acids)
Source: RefSeq, a predicted model, not a curated record
ACCUUUAACUCUUCAUUGCAUUCAAAGUUUUCACCUUUCUUCUCUCUUUGAAACAUUAAUAACAAGAAAUCCCAAAUCAACAGAUAUAUAUAACUUAUUUUCUCCUGUGAAGAAAAGAACAAAUGGAUGGUAGAGGAGGGUGUUGUAUUGCUAGGUACGCAGGGGGUGCGUACGAUAUGUCAAAGGUGGACAGGAUAAUGCUCAGAUUCAGACCUAUCGCUCCAAAACCAACAGCUGAUGGUUCUGUUUCUGGCGCUUCUACUCCGCCACAAAAAAGUGAGGUUCCUGUUCGUACUGGACGGUGGAAGCGAAAGUACGUUAAAGAUAAUAAUAAAAACACUACUAGUAGUUCUAACAAGAGAUCUUGUAGUGGAAGUCGUAGUCCUACUGGUAGGAAAAGGAAAGCACCGUCGCCUGAAGAAAAUGAGUCCAGUGGCAAAACUGUGUCUGGUGGGACGGAAACUGUCGUGACGCUGCCUUUGUUAUCUGAGACUCCUGAAAGAAAGGGUUCCCCAAGAGAUCAUUCAGUGAAAAAAGCUGAAAAAUCUGCUCCGAUCUGGUUGAGUUUUGGUGGUAACCAAGGGAAUAAUAAUAAUAAUAAUAAUAAUGAUAUUAAUGGUCAGUUUCAGCAAGGUUACGGAGGGGUUGGUAUGUUUCCUCAGCCAUUAAGGGUUGUGGGGUCAUGGGUAAAAGUGGAAAGCGUGACUGACGCGUGGGUGGAAGGGUAUGGGUUAGGACGUACAGAUGAGGAAAAACUGGUAAAUCUUGAACGGGACACCUGUCCAGGGUUUGUAUCAGACAGUCUAAACAGAGUUAGGUGGGCCAACAAGGCGUACAAAGAGAUGGUUGGUGAUGGAGGUGCAGGGGAAGUGGUGGUUUGGUUGGUGAUGAAGGAUGAUAUACAGCUGCCGGAUAACAAAACCACGGCGGCGUUUACGUGUCGAGUGAGGGUGGUGAGAUGUGGGAAGGAGAAGAAUUCAUUGAUUCUGCCGUGUGAUGUGUGGAGAAUGGAUGGUGGAGGAUAUGCAUGGAGGUUGGAUACAAAAGCAGCACUCUCGUUGGGCCGGUAGGUGAAGUAAUAUCAGCUCAAUCUAAAGGGUAAAGAAGUAAAUCUAUGAGACAGCCACUAAUAAUACUGCCACCUUGUACUUGUGUACGUAUAGAGCAUGCACUGCAUGCUUCUCUAUCCAAAGAAAAUUGUGAAUAUCUUUAGAACUUUUUUUUCUUUUCUUUUUUAGGUGGGUCGAUGCGGUUCUAGCUUUUAUUUUGUCUUGUUUUUGCAAGGUGGUUUGGUGGAAGAUUUACUUAUGCUAGCUGUGUGGUUUAUGGAACUGUUGAGGCGACUCUCGUUCUUCGGAGGAGAUGUUGAUUAGGGAUUUGUUCGAGUAGAGCUAGUAGUAUUAAUUUGAAUGGAAGCAAGUGAUCUUGUAACUAAACUGAGCUGG